Mycena indigotica is the source of this 1032-nucleotide messenger RNA. RefSeq lists its product as uncharacterized. The record is from RefSeq and is a predicted model, not a curated record. The transcript is spliced from 6 exons. Lineage: Eukaryota; Fungi; Basidiomycota; Agaricomycetes; Agaricales; Mycenaceae. The coding region runs from base 1 to 1032 and encodes 343 amino acids.
AUGAUACCAAUGCCAUCGUUCUCAAACCCUGCCGAGGCUGCGCACGGGCCUAUGCUCAUCGGGUAUGUCGUUUGCUCCUACCGCUUGCUAAGAGCGCUGAGGCAAAGGUGGGGCAGGACAAUCUUGAACGUCCUGCUCAUGGGCGUCAUGAUCGUGCAGGUGUACAUCUAUGCAACCACUUACUCACGCGAUUCAAAGUGGAUCAAGGUGUUCAUUGCAGUGCUCACCGUCGCGGACACACUCAAUACCGCGUUCAUGAUUUACUACAUGUAUGACACGCUCAUCCUCCACUUCGGCGAUUUCAAUUAUCUGGGCUCUGCAAAUUGGAUCUUUGCGACAGACCCAGCGAUGGUUGGCCUUAUUGGAGCAAUGGUCGAGGGGUUCUACGCCUGGCGCAUUUUCGCGUUGACCAAGAGUUAUAUCAUCACGGGCUUGGUAGGCUUUUGUGCCGCCGCCGAUUUCUUUGGCGCAAUGGCGACGGCUGCAGCAAUUUCUUACAUUCCGCAGUUUGCCCGGUUCACCGAGUUCCAGGAGACAGUUAUUGUCUGGAUCGUCGGAGCGACGACUGCUGACCUUCUCAUUACUGGCACGCUCGUUUUCUAUCUUAAUACCCACCGCACUGGCUUCUCUUCCACGGAUACAAAGCUAGACAAGCUUAUUCGUUUAACUAUGCAAACGGGGAUGAUCAGUUUUGCGUUUUCCAUGGUUCAUCUAGGACUUUACCUUGGCUAUCCAACCGGCUUGCAUCUCCUCUUCAACUUCCCCCAGUCGAAGCUCUACUCCAACUCGCUAAUGUCAACGCUGAAUGCGCGCGGCGGAUGGGGGCAGCGCACGGAGGCCGCUGACUCGCAGCACGCCAAUUACCCAAACACCGGGUCAAACAACGUCCCGUUGCAAGUCUCGGUUGGCGUGCACUCGUUCUCCGCGGUCAGCUCCUCAAACCACGGGAAGAAGAGCUUCGGGCGGAGUGCGGGAGAUUUGGAUGGCGUCAUCGAUAUGGAUGCGGAGUUGCGCAAGUCUCAUGGUGUAUAG